ACAAUGCACCGCGCACGCCCGCCACCCAGCGCGGGGUCAGGGGGCGCGUCGCCAUGGCAGCGGCUGGUUGUGACAUCAGCGCCAUUUUGCCUGAGUGUUGUGAUGGAAGCAGCGAGAAAAUCAGAAUCGGACGAAAAAACACCGAAAAUCAGACGCGAAUCCGACAAAUACAGACCAGAGGACGCAGAACCAGACCGAGUCCAGUCGAGGAGCGCACACAGUCUGGACGGAAGUCGGAGCGAUCUGCGAUAACAGGUCUGUCUCUGCAUCAUGUGACCCUCCCGUCCCUCGUCACCAUGAGCAGUGCGUCCCUGGCUCCGUCUGGACUCUGAUCAGCACGGUCCAUGAUGAUUAAUGGUCUGAUUCCUCCGGAGUUACACGCGCAGCUCCUGGACCUCCAGAACUAUCAGAGGCGGACCAGCGGCGUGGAGCAGCUGAAGCACAUCCUCCUGGAGCUGGAUCUGCAGCAGGUCUCCUCCGGCAGCGUCCUGGAGUUCAUACAGCUCUUACGCAGGCUCCUGGACGACAGCAACUUCAAGGUGUUGUGCGGCGCGCUGCAGCUCAUCAGCCUGCUGAUCCAGAAGCUGGAAGGUGAUGUGGAGCGCUACUAUGAGGAGAUCGUGAGCGUGACGGCGCGGGCGCUGGGCGACUCACGGAGCGUGACGCGGCACGAGUACAUGAACGUCUUCAGGCAGCUGAUGAGGAUGGUGGGGCCGCAGAAGGUCCUGGAUCUGCUGGUGGCUCAGCUCAAGCACAGGAACUCCAGGGUUCGAGAGGACGUCAUCAACAUCAUCACGGCUGCCGUGCUCACGCACCCGCGCAAGGACUUCGAUAUCCCCGGCCUGUGCGCGGAAGCGGCGCCGGCGCUCGCCGACAGCAAGAAGAAGGUGCGUCACGCGGCUCUGGAGCUCUUCGCCGUCUUCGACUGCUGUCUGGACACGGGUAAGAAGCAGCCGCUCAUGAAGGCCGUGGAUCGGGUGGAGCUCGCCGGAGACGCCGAGGGCCUGAUGGCUGCUGUACAGGCGCGGCGCGCACGGCACGUCCUCCCUCGACUCUCCACCGACGGCACCGUCGAGUACGCGCUCGCUCUUCCUAGACCCGGACAGAGACGGACGCCUCAGCUGGGCUCCGGGGCCGAUCUGGACUGGGUUCUGAACGGAGGCCGGGGUCACAGCUCUCGCUCAGACGUGGAUCUGACGGAUAACACACCUCAGCAGAGGAGGAUGGUGAGCGCCGGGAAAGGGAAGAACAAACUGCCCUGGGAGAGAUCGGCUCUAUCUGAGGAGCUUCAGACCAAUGGAAAGACACCUGAUCAGCAGGUGAGCAGUGAAGAUCCGUCCUCAUCUAUUAAACUCCGUCAGGACACUGCUGCCAGAUACAGUCCAUCAGAAGCUGUGCAGUCUCCGGGCCUGACCCGCAGGUCUCUGGGUCGACUGCGCCGCAGCGGGAGUUUGGACUCGGAUCCAGACGUUUUCAAAGCAACCCAUCCCUCCGAGUCUGAGAAAGGUUUGCCCAAGACGAGUCGUCUCCCGUCGGGCGGCGCUGAGCGAACCUUCUCCCUCCCGACUAACUCCACACCUCCGGGCUCGUUCCUGCUGCCCUCGUACCCGCUGACCGCGCUAACAGGAAGUCUGCUGACCCCGACCGUACCGCGCAGAAACCACGCUGACCCCUUGCUGUCCAUGUCCAACACGUGGCCCAACAAACGUGACCUCAGCCCUCACCGCAGGAGCGACAUCGCUGGUGAGGUGAGCUGCAGUAAACGCUCUCCGCUGCCUCCUCGAGCUGUACGCGCCUCAUCCGUCCGUCAGAGCCCAAACACCAGCAGACCCUCGUCACUGGACAAACACCUGGAUCUGACGGUCAGCAGCGGCGCAGGAGAGCCGGAGGACGAGCCGCUGGACCGCGAGGAGAUGCUGAACUCCUUGCGCUCGUUGAGGAACAGCGCUGCUAAGAAACGGGCCAAAGUCAGCGCGAGCGGCUCUGAGGCGGAUCCAGACAGUCCAGACUCGGCGGUGAAGCUGGAGCUGGUUCCUGAUUCUCCGGAGCAGACGUCUCCAUCCGUCACCAGUCCUCUGAGCGAGAGCGGCCUGAGCAGCCUGUACUCGCCCCCGUCACCCAGCGGCACCAAGAGCAGCCCUGCUGCGAAACCACGAGUGCCAUCAGGAAGACGCGUCACAGCAGACGUCAGCGCUCGAGGUGUGACAGGUGUGACGCAGCAGGAGAAGAGUCUGUCUGAUGGGAAUGUGAGUGUGAUCGGUCACAGACUCGUUUACUCGAACAGAUCGUUAGAUCCAGACGAGGAGAAGCCUAGCGACAUGACAUCAUCAUCAUCAUCAUCACCGCAGAUCAGAGCCACCGGCCGCGAGCCGCUCCGCGCUCUCAGACCUGCUAAAGGACCUCAGCAGCGUGUGUCGUGCAGUCGUGACGUGUCGGAGGGCGUGAUCGGACGAGGAGUGUUCGGUUCGGCUGUGCUGCCCAGUCGUCUCAGUGUGGCGUCUUCUCCUGAGCAGGGCGACCCGGCCGGUCAGAGCACCCGUGAGCCUCCGCCGGGCGUGUACGGACACGCGUUCUCCAGCGCACACGUCGAGUCUGACGCCAGUCCUGACCCAGAGGACAGAGUCAGACUCUCUAGGUUAGUGAGUGACAAGAUGCAUCAGUGGUGUCUGGAGCAGCAGGACACGCCCCCAGCUCGCCGCAGGCUCAACGAUGAUGUGAAAGACGGGAGUCUGAACGGUUGUGAGUGGCUCUCCGAUGACUCUCCGUCCAGCCCGACUGAACCACAGAAUCCAGUGAAACGCCUGAGCCCCGCCCCCCCGACCGGCCCGCCCAAUAGGAACGCAGCACCACGACUGAGACGAGCAUCUAGUUUGAACCGCACCAGACCCCCUGCGUCACACGGCUCCGAUGAGCUGAUAACUGGGAGUCUGAAGAAAGAGGGUCAGGAUCAGGCAGAGCUGCGGCCCUUCUCUAAACCGGAGCUGGCGCUGACGCAGAGCUUCAGACUGAUGUCCUCAGACGACUGGGAGAAGAAGAUCGAGGGGAUGAACUUCCUGCGUAGUUUGGCUCAGUACCAUCCUGACGUCCUGAUGAGCAGGAUUCAUGACGUGUGUCUCGCUCUGGUUCAGGAGGUGCGUAACCUGCGCUCCGGCGUGUCCCGUGUGGCUGUGGUGACGCUGGGAGAGAUGUUCGCGGCGCUGCAGAAGGGAAUGGAUCAGGAGCUGGACGGGACGGUCAGAGCUCUGCUGCAGAAAGCUGGAGAAUGCAACGCCUUCAUCAGACAGGACGUGGAGCGAGCGCUGGACAGCAUGGUGCAGCACUGCUCUCUCACACGCAGCAUGAGCGCGCUGCUCACCGGAGGACUCGGUCAUCUGAACUCAGUAGUGCGUAAGUGUGCGGCUCAGCGUCUCAGUGCUCUGGUGGAGCGGCUCGGAGCCGCUCGUCUGCUGUCUGGAGCUAAAGAUGUGACCGAGCGCAUCCUGCCGGCCGUCUGUAAGCUGGUGCAGGACUCGUCUCAGGAGGCCAGGUACUUUGGUCGACAGAUGCUGCUGUUUUUGUCGUCUCACCGUGACUUUGAUAAAAUGCUGGAGAAGUUCAUCUCUGCUAAAGACCUGCCGGCCAUCAGAGACACCGUCUUCACUCUCAAAACCAAGGGCUUGGGUGAGAUGCCUCAGGACGCUCCGUCGGCGCGGGGCAGGCGCUCUCUCUCAGGCAGUGGGGUGAUGCGCACCUCGUCUCUCACGCGUGAGCCUCUGAGCAGCAGCAGGGACUGUGGACAGGCAGGGAGUAAAGUGUCCGUCCACAGCCCAGCAAGAAUCAAGGCCAUCGAUCAGCUGUUUAAAACAGAUCAGCUGGGGGCCGUUCAGGCUCUGAUGCACAACAUCGACAACAGCCUCCUGCUGCAGCCCUUCUGCUCCAAAGCCCAGUAUCUGAGCGGGAAAGCCAAGCUGGACCUCAUCGAGAGAGUCGCAGAGCUGGUGACGGAGCUGUACCCGCGCAGACCGCAGCUGGUGGAGCAGAAGGUGCUUCCUCUCUUCUGGACGCUGCUCGGCUCUUCCUCUAACAGCGGAAGUGUCCGGACGGCCGCAGCGAAGCUCGCCGAGGCGCUGCACGCACACAUGGGCCAGACGCUGCUGGAGAACGCCGCCGCAUCGCAGCCCACAAACGUGCAGAGCGACCUGAAGCAGCUCCUGAGAGCCGCCUGACUGAUCAUCUCUCUUUCUGACGCUUUGCACUUUCCUGAGUCUCGUGCUCGCGUGGUUCAGCACUAAAGAAUGUGAUCUUCAAAUGCACAGUCACUCCGAUGUUGUUUUGUAACGUGUGCUCUGAACGUUUCUCCCAGACCGGUGUGUCCGUGCAGGAUUUACACCAGACUUUUGUACUGUAUCAUAGCGCAGUAUUAGUGUACGCUGAAUAUAUUUUGCGGAUAUUGACUUCAUUAUGGCCUGUUUUAAGUGCGACCCGUCCUAGUUUUUUUGCAUGACCGAAUUAAUUGUUUGGUUUAAAAAAAAAAAAAAAAGAGGAAAAUCAUAAUUUUUGAGCGAGAAGGAUGUCUGUGUCCCUGUGGACGUGAAGCGUUGUGUUUCAGUGAAUGAGUUCAUGUCCAGAUGUAGUUCUCCGUUCAGUGCCAGUCAGUCCAGAACAGCCUUGAUGAGAUUUCACUUUAAAUUAUAUCAGAGACAGAGAUUUAUCUAUAUAAUAAAGUGUCUUAUUUCUGUAAA
Molecule: messenger RNA, 4721 nt
Organism: Cyprinus carpio (common carp)
Lineage: Eukaryota; Metazoa; Chordata; Actinopteri; Cypriniformes; Cyprinidae
Product: TOG array regulator of axonemal microtubules protein 1-like
Exons: 23
Coding region: 345-4205 (1286 amino acids)
Biological process (GO): microtubule cytoskeleton organization
Cellular component (GO): cytoplasmic microtubule; cilium
Molecular function (GO): microtubule binding
Source: RefSeq, a predicted model, not a curated record